Messenger RNA from Durusdinium trenchii, 730 nucleotides. Lineage: Eukaryota; Dinophyceae; Suessiales; Symbiodiniaceae. The record is from the annotation of a GenBank genome assembly.
AGCCGUUCAGCCGGAACCCCCUGAGACUCCGCAAGUGCCAUGGCUACCGCCAUGGCCAGGGAUCCAGAGGCGGUGAGGAGGUUCUUGGCGGAAAGCCUUGCAACGGAUCGGCAAGGCGGUCGUCUCUUGAAGAAGAUCGGCAGCAACGGCCACUGCGGGACGCAGGGCACGGCGGAGCGUGUACGCCGGGUCUAUGCCAUGCCGGCGGAUUUGCCCUCCAUCGCCUGGACGGAGCCCUUUCCCGAGAGGGUUCUGGCGAAACGCCCAGGGCCCUUGAGCAGCUCCAGUAGCGCACCCAAUUUGAAGUACCAGACCUUUGACACCUCUCGCACCAAGCUGAAUCUGAAGCACAAUCGGCUCUUCGAAGUCCCUUUUCCUUCUUUGCUUUUUCAACAGCGGUCCUUUGAGCGCGAGUCCAUCUGAUGGGAAAGAAUAUGAAUGAGCGCUUCUGCGGAAGCGCACCGAUUUAAGCCCUUUGUUAAACAAAGUGGCUAUUUUCAGAAGGUGAGGUCUGGCAGAUGAGAAGCUGAUGCCUUUUGUUAAUGGUUUGAGGGUAAGGUUGGGUAUGUCUCCAGCAAAAACACCACAGAGGCUGAACGCCUGCUGGAGUGCAAAGAAGUGUUUGAUGUGCAGUGGGCAAUCUUUGAGUCUGCUAUCCGCUAAGCGGGUCACGAACCAGAGCCUUCAUGUGCCCCUUUUGGCAGCCAGCAAUCGGACAGAGCUCAAGAAC